GUCGUCUGUUCCGUUUAUUGUCGACCCUACCUUAGCUUCUUGGCUAGGUACCUAAUUCUACAAAGGGCUUCUCACGAUCAUUAGCUACGCCCUCACAAAGAUUCAUAACGCGCGCAUUUCGACCCUCUUUUCCUAUGACACCUAUACGAACCCCUCCGUGCACGAGAUAACGAUGUACAACGACCCAGCCGAGGAGGGCCGCUCCUCGCGCCGGGGACGCUUGAUGGGCAAGCUCUUCGGCCCCAAAGAAAAAGAACGUAAACCUGCUGCUGCCGAAGAUGCUGUUCAUGAUUUCCUGCACACACCAGCCAGUGCCCUACAUCCUACUAUUGCCCCGCCGUCGUCGGGUCUCCCCGCUCUCACCAAACUCGAUACCAGGAGUGCUUCCCGCUACCCCCAGGCACACGAUAUCGGAGCCUUUUCACAACAAAGUCUCCCUCUAAGAAACCGCUCCAAAAGCCCUGCUCGCUCCCCGAGGCGGAACAGGAAAGGAUUCAUAGUCCGUUUUGUCGAUACCCCGCCUGAUAUCAUGGGCGAAGGCGGUGACGAAUGCACCACCCCAUGCAUCGAGAUCUCUAGGCAGAAGAAGCUGCGACAACUCCCUUUAUCCGCCCCUCCCAACCCCGUCGCUUCCGUCACUUCCGUCGCCUCCAUCGCCCCCGAUGCAUCGCGAAGACCCUCCGAACCGGAUACCUUCUCCCCGCCCCCCAUACGCCGGACGCAGACUGGUUACAGCACCGCCGGCAACCCGGUCAAGGCCAGGGUCAACCCGCAACCAGAGGUCGUUCCCGGUACGGCUGCACGCACGAGGUUCUUGGACUCGUCUACGAACAGGGUGCAGGACGAGAAUAGAAGGUCUUUCUUGGAGAUUCACCAGGCCGAAAUGCGCCAGGCCGAAGGUAAAGCGUUUGCAGAGGCCGCGCGUUCCAGUGUGGCGUCUCACCGAGAAUGGGAGGAGGCCAUGCAUUCGCCGUUUGAGACGUCUCGCGAACCUGCUGCCUCUGCUGCAUCUGCUGUAUCUGCUACAUCUGCCGCAUCCGUCGCAUCCGCCACGCCCAUGAGCACAGUCCCGAGGUCGCCCGAGAGUCAACGAACGAGAGCCUCGGCCCCGCGUGAGCAGAGCCCAUCUUCUUCUACAUACUCUAUGAACAGCACCGGCUACGACCAGCAGCCACCACCACCACCACCACCGCAGCCGAACUUCUCCCGUCAGCCCAGCUUCCCUCAACACCACCAACAACAACAUCCACAGCAACAUCUACAGCAACAUCAUCAGCCCAGCCCCGUGGCGGCAUCAGCAACAUCGUUCUCUAGCCUCUCCCGACUGGGAUCCUUUCAAACACCGGAUGUGACCACGCCCAGCGGGGACGACGCUCUUCUUCUGUUCAUCGAACGCACCCGUCACCUGAGCGAGCUCUUCAGACUGCACGCCGAGACGGUCCGGCCCGUGUCCGCCUGCGACCCUCACGACCUCGCGAGAGCGGCCCUCUGGUGGUUCCUCCGGGGCAGGUUGGGACUAGAGGUUGCCAUCCGCGGACGGCCAACGAACCCCCAGGAUCAGAUGCAGAGCGAGAUUGACAGGCAACAAGCGCACACGAAUCUGGCCAAGGGUCACUGGCUGUUGGAGGAGGCGAUCCCCGAAAUUAUGGCGAACCGACAGUCGCCGCCCGACCCCGAAGUCGAAGAGGUGCGAAGGACGUUGAGCUCUGGACUGGCCAAGCUUGCCGGAUCCAUGAAGAGGAACGGGCUCCUGCCUCCGGAAGAGGCUUUUCUGCCCCAGGUCAUCGACAAAUCCAUCUGGAUCGAGUACCCGAAGCUGAGUCAAGACAUGGUUGCGCUGCUCACGGGGAACGCGGCCGCCGCCAUCUCCGGCGUGCUGAACCCCCCUUCGGCCGCUGACGCCUUGGACGCAUUCCCCAUCGGCGACACCGCCGAGGUAUUCUGCUUCGGCCGCGUGCUCGUCGACGCCUUUCUUAUGGAGCAAGGCCGGGAGUCGCAGACGUUCCACUUCCCUUGUUUCCUAUCCAUGGUCCGACCCCAGAAGCAGUCUGAUGUGGUCUUUGUCGUGUCGAGUCAAAACGGGCACGUUCACCUUCGCAUCCAGAACAACAGGAACGCCGGGCCCACGUGGGAAGAUGUCCGAUGGAAGACAGACACGUGUGUGCUCGAGGUCCUGCUCCCCCGCGGGUUCAAGCUCGCCGUCCAAUGUCUGCAGCAAGAUUUCAGGGUCCUGUGGAACAUGUACGACUUUGGCUCCAAGACGCAGGCCACGCUGUACCCCCGCCCGGACGAGCAGUGCAUCUCCCGGUCCACGCUCCGGACGUUCCAAUACUUCGACGCGGACCCCCAGUCGCGUGCCUUCCCCAAAGAGCCGGUUCCUUCCUGCGAGGUCGCGUUGUUCGAGAAGAUACGCAAAGAGAAGUCCGCCACGGGCCCUCGCAGCUUCCACCGGGGCUUCCGCCUAGCGGUCGUCUCCGGGCCCAGGACGAGGACGCUGAGCGGAGUCAACCCGAGCUGGACACCGCAGCAACCCGUCUCGUUCGGCUUCCUGCGAGGGGACGGCGGCGAUCCGGCGCUGCUGCUCAAGUGCGACGACGGCGGACGGCACAAGGGAUCGGCGGUGCUCUCGUUUAACGACGAGACGGAGAGGGUCCGGUUCCACACGCUCCUCACGGGAACGGCGGUGCUCCACGACGAGACCAUCUACGCAGACGUGCCCUUGACGGGGUUCUCCCUGGGCCGGUCCCUGACCGACACGCAGGGCCUACCGGGGAUCAACAGACUGCCGUGGAAGACGGUCAGGGUGGUCAACGACGACCACGGGGGCGACGAGAUGGCGCCGACGGUCCUGUCGGACAAGCUGAAGCUCGUCAUCGACUCCAAGGUCGGGACCAUCACCGACCGGGUGAACGUGGAGACGGGCGAGCUCAGGCUGCGGCUCGAGGUGAACAACACAAAAACGCUGAGGGUGAUGCGGCGGCCGCAGUUGGACAUGACGGUGGCCAUCUCGGAAGCGCAGCUCAGCAGGGAGGUGGCCAAGGAAAUCGCCGAGACGCUGCAGGUGUUGCAGACGGCGCAGACGGUCCGGACGUUCGCGUUCCCCAGCCUGCAGGACCUCCACGGCUUCCAGGCGGCGCUGACGGGGUUCCAGGUCCGGUUCGACGGGCUGGCGGCGGGGUUCGCGAUUUCGCGGCGGCGCAUGGUGGUGCCGAUCCACAAGAAGUGGGACGCCGGGUGGACGCGGAUCCAGGUGGUGCAGCAGGACAAGGCGAUGCAGCUGCUGGCGUUUUUCCCGGACUUCCAGCACGGGCAGUGCAUGAGCUUCGUGCUCAAGGGGACGGACGUGUUCGAGACGUUCUCGCGCGGCGGGAAGGCCGGGUUGCGGCUGGUGGAUGCCAAGUUCCCGCUGCCGCGCGUGCCGCAGGACGGCGAGGGGCCGACGGACGAUAUGGGCACGGUUUGCCUCGACUUGCCGGACUUGCCGGGGGAGCACGACGACAUUGCAUUGCUUUUCGAGAAGGAGGCCGAUCGGGAUCGCUUAUGCCAGUGCCUACCAGCUCCCGUCAAGGGGCCCUCCAGGCUGGCUAAGAUGAACUUUUAGUGGAUGCAUCGGCCCGGGCGAGAAAACGCAUGACCAGGAACGACAGUACUUGGAAAAGUACCGAAAAAAAGCAAAAGAAAGAAAAAGAAAAUAGGAGGAAAUCAUUGCAUGGCAUGACUUGGCUUGGCUUGGCUUGGCAUGGCAUAUAGCAUAGGGCACAUGAAUAGCGUCUCUCUUUUUUUUCUUCUUUUUUUCUUCUUCCCCCUUUUCCCCCAGGGCGGGAUCUAGC
Messenger RNA from Sodiomyces alkalinus F11, 3830 nucleotides. RefSeq lists its product as hypothetical. The coding region runs from base 173 to 3601 and encodes 1142 amino acids. The record is from RefSeq and is a predicted model, not a curated record. The transcript is spliced from 3 exons. Lineage: Eukaryota; Fungi; Ascomycota; Sordariomycetes; Glomerellales; Plectosphaerellaceae.